Lactuca saligna is the source of this 510-nucleotide messenger RNA. NCBI's taxonomy places the organism in Eukaryota, Viridiplantae, Streptophyta, Magnoliopsida, Asterales, Asteraceae. The record is from the annotation of a GenBank genome assembly.
AUGAAACCAUUAUCUAACAUAUCAUUGAGCAGUAUUGGAUUUAGUCUCCAUCGCAGGCCUUAUUACCUCAAUGCCACUAUUUGCUUCUCAUUGGCUGCCAGAUCAUAUAAUGAAUUCCAUCUUCCCCGUACUAAUCCUCAAGCUGAUAGCUUGACUGCUAUAUUUGCUGCUCUUAAUGACAAGUUGUUCCAGCUUCCCGCUCUUGAAGAGUCUCCCCAACACAAGCAAUCACCUUCAAUCCUUGAGAAAGCGCAUAGGCAACUUUGUCUCCAACAAACUGAUCAAACAAGUAAUUUGGAAAAGGUGCAGUCUUGCAAGUUUGUACCCUUAGUAUACCAACUUGCUUCAAGGCAGGGUGGGCCAAGAGUAGAUGAAGUUCCUCUUAUUUGGGUUAACAGAACUGGCGUUAAAACCAAUAUCACUGAGAAUUUCACUCGACAAAGCAAGUUCACAUAUGGAAUUGUAAUGGAAGAGAUCACAGCACGUGAUGAAAGUAGUUAUAUUUCUUGA